Molecule: messenger RNA, 4255 nt
Organism: Ceraceosorus bombacis
Lineage: Eukaryota; Fungi; Basidiomycota; Exobasidiomycetes; Ceraceosorales; Ceraceosoraceae
Source: the annotation of a GenBank genome assembly
AUGACUUCGACAAGAGCUGCGAGCAGGACAACGACCGACGAACUGCUAGCCCGCUUCUCCGCAGCCUUUGCAAGCCUUGACGACGAUGACGAUGACAUUUCGUGCGAGCAGCACGGCAAAGAUGAUUCUGCGGGCCCUUCCCGCGAGUCGCGAGCUGCUUUCGUCGAGCGCUACGAGGCAGUGCACUCCAUAGCCCAGAAGCAUAUACGUCCAUCGACCAGCUCCCGCAAGCUUACACCAGUAGCGCCGGCCACGGACUACGAGGCAGCCACUGAGCAUAUCCAUGGCGUAGCAUUGAGGAACCGGAUCGACCUGCGCGAAGAAGUAAGCGAUGCGCUCAUCGCUUGCCUUGGCGCUCUGGAUAAAUCCAUGUCGCAAGCCCAGCAUCUGGCUCGGCAAAGCAGAGCACUGCAAGAGUCGCGCAGGGCGGAUAGGGAGAGGCGAAUCGCCAACGGGCAGAGAGCGGAGGAUCUCCCUGCCAGUCUCAAGGGCAAGCAGAAGUUGGUGGAAGAUCCGGCCAUCACUUCGAGGAAUGCAGGAGAAAUUUUGGCGCUAUUGGUGAGCCAACAAACGGAGCGGGGUCUCAGUUGAAGUGAGCACAAGACUGACGCUUUCAUGUUGACAGCUCUCGCUCUCAUGCGUACCCUCUGAGAAUGCAUCUGAGUACGCCAAAGAUCUUUUGCAAGGCAAGACGCGACGCUCUUACGCUUACCUCGACGAGGAGCAUCAGCGCGAAGCGCAACGAGAGGAGUGGCUAAGGAUCUUGAUUGAAGAUCCAAUGGAGCUAGAAUACUCGGGCGCGACUGACUCGGACGAUAACGCUGAGCGAGUGGAGCGAUCACUCUGCGGAAGGAGAUGCUGAUGGGUCAAUGUCGCCACCAACAGCCACUCGAGCGAUGAAAGACGCGGUGAAGUCCCGGAACGGAAUUGCUGCUGCUGCUCGCGCCGACACGGAGAGCUCUGAUGCGCAUGCGCAACGGCUACGAGCAUGGCAGGGAGAAGCUCUUCACCAAAUCAAAUUAGCCGGUCAGGACACCUCGCAGCGUGACCAUCUCAGCUUCGUGCGACGACCCUUCGACUUGGGCCAGCUAGACACACUGCUAGCCCUGGAGGUGGGUGAAAAUGCACGCAUCGCUCAACUGCAAGAAACGCAUGCCUUGCGCGAGAUUUUGCUAGCGUUGCAAGGCAAUCCAAACAAGCUACUUCGAUGUCGCAACAAUAACGGCGAGUACGAAGUUGUUGCAGACCCAGCAAGGAUUAGUCAUUUAUCUCUGGGUUCCUGGAGUGCGGCCUUGACGCAUUUUGCGGUCAUCUGCACGUCCCUCGAGAAUCUGCGGCAGCUUUCAAGUCAGCUCCAAGCUUUGUCCGGGGGCGGCAUCGCAGGACCUUCUCUAGUGACUGCCCAAUCCUUUCGCAGCUUUGGCGGUGCACUCGACGAAGUGCUCGGCCGAACAAGUCAUCAAUUUGCCGCUUACGACGCGGCGAUUGCCAAGGCCCUCGUCCGAGGCCCAGGCGAGGCACCUCCCAUGUGCACCUUGACCGAACUGACGACCAAAGUCGACUGCACGGUUGCCACUCUGCUAGAGCUUGAAGAGAUAGCCCGGGAAGCUGAUUUAUUUCAAGCUCGGAUUUCUCUCGAGCUGCACGCGCCCACUCCAUUCCGAAGUGUGACACCACUGCUUGACGCCUUGCUCGCGGCAGUGCGCUUCGAAGCCGCCUUCGCGAAAGGACGAGAUGGGAAACUUCGCGAGCAUGCGCAGCCUGAUCCUGAGCAGCUGGCCAUGUGUUUUGUUGCGACGGCGAGUCCCCUUUGGGAUGAGGCGCGACGAUGGAUUGUACACGGCAUGCCCAUGGCCUCCCAGCCCACGGGUGAGGACCUCAGUCCCACUGCUCGUGUUCAGCGCUCCCAAAGGCUGGCAGCAACUUGCAGUUUCUUCCAGCGCGAUCAUCGGCUCUCACCGACUGACACCACCUUUUGGACCGAGGCGUGGACCCUCGGAGCGCUGAAGCAGGAGCGCGGCGUCGAACUCUCUGAAGAUGCAUCGCGAAGCGUUCCUUUGCCCCCUGUCUUCCUCAUUGGCAAAGGGCUAGCGCAGGAGAUUCUAUCGGCUGGCAAGGCUGUGGGUCUCUUGAGACUUUUAGGCGCCGCACACGAGCUGCCUCUGCUUGCAAGCUUGCUUCAAGAGGACAGCGAUCUGGAACGGCUGCUGGUGUUGGACGACGUCGAAGCGCCGAAUGAAGACGCCGACGCGGACGGCAUUUCACAUGAUUCGGAGAAUGAGACAGAUGCGACGCGCUCUGUUGGCGAGACUUGGUCCAGCAUGGCUCAGCUCAGUCUGGGGAAAUCACGCCUGCGAGGCUCGCAUCGGUCGAGCGUAACAUUUCCCGAAAGUGCUCGAGUAAAGCCGGACGAGCAGAUCAAUUCGACUCGGCCUCAGGUCGAUGCUGCUGCAAUCAGCCGAGCUUUAUUCGGCGACACCAUCUCGCCUCUCCUACGUGCCGAGCAAGAGCCAGUAUUUAGUAACGUUACGGACGAUUGUCUAUCCGACGCUCUUUUGCCUGACCGGCCGCUCAAACUGAGCGGGGGUGUGGCAGGCACACAACCCCAGCUUGCCUUCGUUCUUGGUAGCGAGGCAGGAGUAAGCACAAUCCUGAUUAAGCGCCUUGAGCCGGUGCUGACGCUUGUGCGGAGGAGGCUCAAUUCUGUGCUGCUGCAGUCGCGCCUUGAAGGCGGAGUCAUCGAUCUGCCUGCGCACAUCAGCGUGCUCCAGAAGCUGUUCUUGUGGAGAAGCCCUGAUAUGAGCUUUUGGGCACACCUGAUCCACCCUAGCGUGAGUGAGGCUGAUUUGCAUGUUUGCCAUCUUGUGACUCACGACUGAUCGUUGGCCCUGCUUCCACGUCAGAUGGCCCGAACGCUGCCAAAUGCUCAGGUUCUAGAAGUUUCGUUUCGCGAAGAGACCAGGGCGGAGGAAUGGGUCGACACUGGGCGAGUGCGCUUCAAGUCCGAGGCAUUGCGGAGCACAGGUAGCGUCAGAGCGCUAGCAAGCAUCAGCAUUGAUUAUGAGGUGGGUCAUACAGUGGGUGUGCAGUCCGCGAAACGGUAGCUGACAUACUGGGAGGCGCGUGCAGAUGCCGUGGCCCUUGACUUAUAUGCUCACUCCGGGCGUGAUCGAGGCCUAUCAGCAGAUGUUUACUCUUCAGCUACAGCUCUUUCGAGCAUCAAGCUGCCUCUCUGAGCUGCUGAACCUUCGCCCGAGCAUGCUCACCGGACUAGGAGUUGAGCUCCAGGAUGCGCCUGGAGAUGGCAAGCUAGCUGCGAUGCCAGGCCACAUUCUGCACACGCGUGCUAACGACGUACGAGUGUCCAUUUCUCUGCGCGUCAAGAUGAAUUGGAUCGUCGCGCUGCUGAGACGGUGGAUCAUGACGGACGUGAGUCACUUACAUAAUGCUCGUUGGAGCCGAGUUGAGUGCUGACGCUUAUGCCGGCUAUGCACAGAUCCUAGAGCCGCGGUGUCAAGAGAUCGCUGAACGACUGCCCACGUUGUCGUCGUUCGACGAGAUGAUCGAGACGCAUGCCUCCUCCGUCCGCAGAAUGGCCGACUUGUGCUUCCUCUCUUGGCCUGCGAAGGGCUCGAAGGUCUCUCAUCAAGCAUCACAAAGCGCACGACUUGGCAACUCGGUGCCCAUCGACCAAAGCCGUUUUGAUGCUUCGCAUCUCACUUUUGAUCGGACUGUCGAUGCCAGCCGCACGGCCUACGCGGCGCGCUACAACGAGCACGUCCACGGAAUCAUUCUGGACUUGCUCGACAUUGCCGUAGAAGCCAGCGACGCCGUGCUCAAGCUAGCAGGAAUGUCAAAGUGCAAAAGACACGCGCCACGCGCGAGAACAACAAAGGCUCAGAAAUCAUCCCGCUCGCAUGCCCGCACAAGGCCUGGAAGGCCGACGAGCUUGUCUGACGAAGAAGAGAUCGAGAGAGAGAUCCAAGGCGUAGAACAGGAAGCCGAGGAACGAGAAGGGAAAGACGAGCGAAUGUUCGGUCACGUCGGGCUUGAUUUUGGAGCGCAUAUUUCACGCCUGGAGAAAUCCUUCGAUCGACUGGUCCUGUCACUGCGGUCUGGAGUGUCGCGCAAGAUUUCCGAACUUGCAAACGCGCCAGUCCCUCCUCGUACGCAGGAGGGCCGGAUCAAGGAGCGCCAAAGAGACUUGCAGGACUUGCAAGCUUUCAAAGCUGCGCUGGACGCUUGGCUCGAUUGA